UACAAUAUGGCGGCUGUAUCCUAACGCUCUUGGGCAAGGGGCCACCGCGGAGGUCCCAGCACAGGAUCCCGCCUCAGGGAGAGGAGGGCAGGUCCCGGUCUUCCUGCCCUUGUCUUUUCCGCGCAGGGUCGGCCAGGGGUUGUCGCCGACUCUCGCGCGCAGGAUGAAGAACUAUAAAGCAAUUGGCAAAAUAGGAGAGGGAACAUUUUCUGAAGUCAUGAAGAUGCAGAGCCUGAGAGAUGGAAACUACUAUGCAUGUAAGCAAAUGAAACAGCACUUUGAAAGUAUUGAGCAGGUGAACAACCUACGAGAGGUACAAGCUCUGAGGCGUCUGAAUCCACACCCAAACAUUCUUACGUUGCAUGAAGUAGUUUUUGACAGAAAAUCUGGUUCUCUUGCACUUAUAUGUGAACUUAUGGACAUGAAUAUUUAUGAGCUCAUACGAGGAAGAAGACACCCAUUAUCAGAAAAAAAAAUCAGGCACUAUAUGUAUCAGUUAUGCAGAUCCCUUGAUCACAUGCAUAGAAAUGGAAUAUUUCACAGAGAUGUAAAACCAGAAAAUAUACUCAUAAAGCAGGAUGUCCUGAAACUGGGGGACUUUGGGUCCUGCCGGAGUGUCUAUUCCAAGCAGCCGUACACGGAAUACAUCUCCACCCGCUGGUACCGGGCCCCGGAGUGUCUCCUCACUGAUGGCUUCUACACAUACAAGAUGGACCUGUGGAGUGCAGGAUGUGUGUUCUAUGAGAUCGCCAGUCUGCAGCCCCUCUUCCCUGGAGCAAAUGAACUGGACCAGAUCUCAAAAAUCCAUGAUGUCAUUGGCACACCCGCUCAGAAGACCCUCACCAAGUUCAAACAGUCGAGAGCUAUGAGUUUUGAUUUUCCUUUUAAAAAGGGAUCAGGAAUACCUCAACUGACAACCACUUUGUCCCCGCAAUGUCUCUCCCUCCUGCAUGCAAUGGUGGCCUAUGACCCUGACGAGCGCAUCGCUGCCCACCAGGCCCUGCUGCAUCCCUACUUCCAGGAGCAGAGGGUGGCCGAGAAGCAUGCCCUGGCCAGCCACAGAAGGGCUUUCUUUCCAGAGCACCCCAUGGGGCCCGAACUACUCGGUCUCAACGGGCAGUUCUCAAAGGAGGGCAGAAGGCAGAAACAGCCCCUGAGGCAAGAGGAGGACCAUGGCAAGAGACGGGGACCGGCCUGCCUGAUGGAACUGCCCAAAUUGAGGCUUUCGGGAGUGACCAAGCUGUCAUACUCCAGCCCCACACUGCAGUCAGUGUUCAGUUCUGGGACCAAUGGAAGAGUCCCCAUGUUGAGACCCUUGAAGUGCUUGGGUGCCAACAAGAAGAUAGACACACAGAAGGACAUCAAGCCUAGCCUGAAACAGUGCCGCCUGCCCACCAUCGACAGGAGAGGCGGAGGGUGCUGAGGCGGCCCGUGCCUCCUUCGA
Urocitellus parryii (Arctic ground squirrel) is the source of this 1444-nucleotide messenger RNA. It is a transcript of the gene Mok, whose product is annotated as MOK protein kinase. The record is from RefSeq and is a predicted model, not a curated record. Lineage: Eukaryota; Metazoa; Chordata; Mammalia; Rodentia; Sciuridae. Gene Ontology annotation, molecular function: ATP binding; protein kinase activity. Gene Ontology annotation, biological process: protein phosphorylation.